Molecule: messenger RNA, 1568 nt
Organism: Ornithodoros turicata
Lineage: Eukaryota; Metazoa; Arthropoda; Arachnida; Ixodida; Argasidae
Gene: Sec20
Product: vesicle transport protein SEC20-like
Exons: 6
Coding region: 68-769 (233 amino acids)
Biological process (GO): retrograde vesicle-mediated transport, Golgi to endoplasmic reticulum
Cellular component (GO): SNARE complex; endoplasmic reticulum
Molecular function (GO): SNAP receptor activity
Source: RefSeq, a predicted model, not a curated record
AAACAAGCCGAGUCAAGCGAAGUACAUCAGAAUUCAGCUGUUGUUGGGUGUUGCGUGUACAAAAAUUAUGUUUCGUCUAAAAAGUAAAGGCUCCAACAAUGAUGCGAAUACUGAAAAAAUGCUUCGUCAAGAAAUUACGAAACGAGAUCUGCAUGUAAAAUCAUGCAUAAAGGACAUACAGAAUUGCUGUGGAGACCAGCAGGAACUGACAACACUCAAUUUGGAGGCUGGCGAAAGCGUACGCGCUCUGAAGAAGGCUAUUGAUGAUUUGAAAUCGCUCGCUAUGGAGCAAGACAAAGAGCAAGACAGAAAAAGAGUGCUAGCAUGUGUUGACCAGCACACGAUUGCUAUGAAAACGAACACGGAAGCACUGAGAAAGGCCAACCUUACAGCGCAACGGGAGAUCCAGAAGCAGUGUCACAAGGACCUGCUUUCGGGUGGAUCGUCGACGCUGCAGAAGAGUCGAGCGGACAAGGAAUCUUUGAUCCGAGGGACGUCUUCUAUGACCGAGAACCUGUUCUCAAUCAGUCGAAUGAUGGCAACGCAGGUGAAACACAGUGAAGAUACUCUAGAAAGGCUAGUUGGUACGUCGACGACGAUCACAGAGAGCCACGAGGAGACCCGCAAUAUGAGCGGAGCCAUCUUUCAGUCGAGGAAACUGCUAACGAAAUACGGUCGUCGAGAGAUGACGGACCGUGUGCUCAUCCUGCUAGCCAUAACCUUCUUCUUUGCUUGUGUCCUCUACGUGUUGAAACGGAGACUCUUUUGACAGGCUUGUCCUUCACUAGUUCUUGCUGUCCAUUCCCGACCAGUGCACCGAUUGGUGCACGCGAAAGAUUCCCGACCGGUGCACCGAUUCCAGUGCACCGACACCAUUUUCAGAAAAUGUCAAACGGAGUGGAAAUAGGUGACAAAAAUUGAUACGUAAGGAUGCGGGUCCCCAAAAAGAAAUUGUGCAGCUCCUUUGGUACUACUGACCAAACUUGUCAUAUUCUUCAGCCUUUUCAGUCUUCUUACGAGGUCACUUACGCUUCUUUUUUUUUUCUGUUGUCCUAAAAGUGCCGACCUCGGCCGUAUUGACUUUAGCCGAGCCUGAUUUUCUCGACAGAACAAACCUGUCGACAUGCUACAAAGGCUGGCCCCAUAAGCUGCGACGUCAAUCUGGCCAAUGACAUCAGCUCCUGUAGGAGAGAAAGGGGAGUUGAGAGGGAAACAGUGUCUGGCUUGGUAGCAUGCAAACCUCAAAUAGCCCCCCCUUGUUAGAAUGCGUUCUGCUCCCCUGCAGUACGAUCAAAGUAAAAUUGGAAUGGUACUAAGUAUCCUGCGGCACACCUUUUACCCUUGCCCCCCAGCCCUACGUGUAUUGCAGCAGCAAGUAUUUUUAGAGCGUAGUACGAUACUUACACUAUACCCCAAAAGUACAUUUGAAGGCUGGAACAGGUUGGAAUAUGUGUAUUUUGUAGGACGGUGUACAGGAACCAGAUAUAAGUUACGUAAAUACUUGUGCAAAACAACGUAAGUGGGCAAAUUCUGUGUGUUUACAAAGGUGCAUUAAAUACUGAAAUGUC